Messenger RNA from Drosophila arizonae, 679 nucleotides. It is a transcript of the gene Ldaf1, whose product is annotated as Lipid droplet assembly factor 1. The record is from RefSeq and is a predicted model, not a curated record. NCBI's taxonomy places the organism in Eukaryota, Metazoa, Arthropoda, Insecta, Diptera, Drosophilidae.
UUUACUUUUUAAUGUUUGUGGGUUCUGGGGACAUAAAAUGGAAAUAAAUGCGGUUUGUUACUAAUAUUGUAAUUAUACGCUGCACCUAGAGAACAUGACACAAUCAAAUAAUACGCACGCAAACCGCAAAGGCGCCGAUGAGGAUUCGCAGUCUUUGAAUCCAGAACAACUAUUAGAAGGCCUCUUCCAAGCAAUAUAUAGGCUAUGGCUGCAGGGACGCCGGGUCGUUUGCUUCAUCAUGAGCGAACUGGGCGGCAAUGAGUUGUUCGAAGCUGUCGUCUCCUGGUCGGUCCAGCAUCCAGAUCUGGCGAUCUGUCUGCUGGCUGCAUGUUUUGUUUUCCUUUUGCCUUUGCUCAUCAUUUUUGGCUUUGGUUUCAUUACCUUGUUAGUAACGUUUACAGGCAUUCUUGUACUAGAAGGCACUUUACUGACGUUUGUCUUUAUGAUAUUUUUCGCCUGCAUUGGCAGUUUGGCUAUUGCCUUUCUCGUUUUUGCUGUUGUUGCAUAUUUUGGAUUUUCGCAAAUCUAUGGAUUCCUUGGCAUGGAGCGUUAUCGAGAUGCAUUUCUAAGAUUUUUACAGGAAAAUAUAAGUGCAACAACUGCUAACAAAUCAAAUUAGAAAUAGAUUAAGCAGGGCAUAAUAAUAGGCUAAGGCUAUCGAAAUGAAAAUAUGUAGAAG